This is a messenger RNA of Balaenoptera musculus (blue whale), 1788 nucleotides long. RefSeq names its product uroplakin 1A (gene UPK1A). NCBI's taxonomy places the organism in Eukaryota, Metazoa, Chordata, Mammalia, Artiodactyla, Balaenopteridae. Bases 102 to 1061 code for a protein of 319 amino acids. Gene Ontology annotation, cellular component: membrane. The record is from RefSeq and is a predicted model, not a curated record. The transcript is spliced from 8 exons.
CUGAGGAGAGACAUCAGGUUGUGCACUCGCCCUCUCCACCCCGCCCACUUCCACCACCAUGACAGACGGGGAACCAGAGGCCACUGCAGGUCACCCUGCUCAUGUGGCCAGAUAUUGGCACAAUCUGGAAUUUCAGACACCCUCCCCCCUUCCAGGAAACUGGCCCAAGGAGGGGCCUGGGCAUAUAUAGGGAGCCACUGUGGGAGGGCCUGGCCAGAGAGGCUUCAGGCAGAGAAGGCAAGACUAUGGCUUCUGCAGCAGCAGCAACAACAGAGAAGGGGUCUCCAGUUGUGGUGGGUCUGCUGGUCGUGGGAAACAUCAUCAUUCUGCUGUCAGGCCUGGCCCUGUUUGCUGAAACGGUAUGGGUGACCGCCGACCAGUACCGCGUGUACCCACUGAUGGGCGUCUCGGGCAAGGAUGACGUCUUCGCCGGUGCCUGGAUCGCCAUCUUCUGCGGCUUCUCCUUCUUCGUGGUGGCCAGCUUUGGUGUGGGCGCAGCGCUCUGCCGCCGCCGGUCCAUGAUGCUCACGUACCUGGCGCUCAUGCUCACCGUCUACAUCUUUGAGUGCGCCUCCUGCAUCACGUCCUACACCCACCGAGACUACAUGGUGUCCAACCCAUCCCUGAUCACCAAGCAGAUGCUGACCUUCUACAGUGCAGACUCGGACCAGGGCCGGGAACUCACCCGCCUCUGGGAUCGCAUCAUGAUUGAGCAAGAGUGCUGUGGCACGUCAGGUCCCACGGACUGGGUGAACUUCACAUCAGCCUUCCGGGCCACCACCCCAGAGGUGGUGUUCCCCUGGCCCCCGCUGUGCUGUCGACGGACUGGCAACUUCAUCCCCCUCAGUGAAGAAGGCUGCCGCCUGGGCCACUUGGACUACCUGUUCACCAAGAUGAUGAACCUCACUAGUGACGGAUGGAGUUGGGAUGUGAUUUCAGGCAGUCAGGCCCCAACCAGGUGCUUUAAUUCCUGCAAAGGGAGUGCAGAGGCAGAGAGAGAAACCAGAGGAGGAGAACCGGUCCCCUUGGCUGCCUGGGGGCCCUUCACCGUCAUGCCUUAGAUCAGGUGUCACACAGAGGGGAGCCUGCAUGCAAACCAUCACGGCCACCAGAGUCGGACAGCCCUUCCUUGAGCCCUGGCUCUCUGCAGAGUGCUUCCAUGCAUCAUCUCACAGGAUCACCACGACUGCUUUCGGAGGGCAGUGCUGUCAAAGAUCGCCAUUUCACAGAUAGCAAAACUGAGGCUCAGAGGGUCAGAAUCAUAGCUAGGCCCCAUAGCCAACAAGCGGCAGAGCUGGCCCCCAGCUCCGUCCUGCCUGACUCCAGGGCACACACCCUGAAUCUUUGUUCUUGGCUGCUUCCAAGUUGCGCCAAGCGGGGGUCUACAUGAAGGCGACAGGUGUGGGGCUCUGGGCCCACUCAGCCUUACCUCCAAAUGAGGAGGUGUCAGAACUGGACUGAUCCUAAAGGCGUAUUUCAAACCCUUGGAACUUGGGGGCAGCAUGGAAAGCCAGCCCAAAACAAAAUCACCCUCAGACUGUCAUAGGCACUAUCGGGGCAGCACCUGCUCGUGCAGGGCCUGGGUUAACAUCACCUCCCUGGCUCCCUGAAACCACCCUGGGAGGGAGACACUGCUGGGAUCCCCAGGGUGAGACACCCACUUCCUCGUGGUCCCACAGGUAAGAAAACCAAGGCUCGAGGCAGGAAGUGACUUUCCCAAGGGCGCCCAGUGACUCUUGCUUUCAGCAGCCAGCCUCCCCAGGCAUUUUCUCAGACCCCCGUGUUCCC